AUGGAGCAUUCUUUGUCUUUCUCUCAAGUACGGGGUCAGGGUUAUGAUGGGGCAAGUAAUAUGCAAGAUUGUGCUUGGUUAUUUGUUGAUGUACUUGCACCUCUCUUGAAUUUUGUGGGGGGUUCACCAAAAAGGAAAGAGUUUCUUCGUGAAAAUCAAGCUCAAAGAGUGGUGGAUGCAUUGUCUCUAGGUGAACUUGAAACGGGUUCAGGUUUAAAUCAAGAACGUGGAUUAGGUAGACCUUGUGAUACUCGUUGGGGAUCUCACUUCAAGACAAUCUUGAAUGUACUUGAUUUAUUCCCUGUAAUCCUUGGUUCUCUUGAGGAUAUUGCAAAAGUAUCUGAUACAAUAGAUUCUAAUAGAGCUCAAACACUUACAAAUCUUCUGAUGUCCUUUGAUUUUUUGUUCGUGGCACACUUGAUGGUUAGUAUAUUUGCGAUAACAAAUGCUUUGAAUGUGGCCUUACAAAAGCACGAUCAAGACAUUGUGAAUGCAAUGGCCAUGGUUAAUGUAACCAAGACUAAUUUGCAAAAAAUGAGAGAUGAAGGAUGGGAUUCUCAUAUGGAAAAGGUAAUUUCUUUUAUUGGUGACUAUGACAUUGCAGUUCCAGAUAUGGAGGCUAAAUAUGUUGUUCCCGGGAGGAGGUUGUUUAGAGGUAAAUGCCCACAAGUGUCUAAUCUACAUCAUUUUCGAGUUGAAGUGUUUUUUGGUGUCAUUGAUCUUCAAUUGCAAGAACUUGAAAAUCGAUUUCCCGAAAUAACUAAAGAACUACUUGUGUGUAUGUCUUGUUUGAGUCCUGUGGAUCGUUUUUCUAAGUUUGAUAAGGAAAAAUUGAUUAAGCUUGCAAAAUUCUAUCCUAAUGAAUUUCCAAGUUCAGAAUUGAUAGUCUUUGGUCAUACACUUGAUAGUUACAUUUGUUCUGUUAGAGGAGAUGAAAGGUUUUGGAAUUUGAAGGGUCUUAGUGAUCUUUCAAUCAAAUUGGUUGAAACGGGAUUGUCUGAAACUCAUGAUAGGGUCUAUUUACUUUUGAAGUUGGUGUUGCUUCUUCCUGUCGCAACGGCAAGUGUGGAAAGAGUAUUUUCUGGCAUGAAGCAAGUGAAAGACAAACUACGAAAUAGCAUGGGAGAUCAAAUGUUGAAUGAUUUAUUAUAUGAACAUUUGGUUGUAUUUUGUACUGUUUGA
Molecule: messenger RNA, 1182 nt
Organism: Chenopodium quinoa (quinoa)
Lineage: Eukaryota; Viridiplantae; Streptophyta; Magnoliopsida; Caryophyllales; Amaranthaceae
Product: zinc finger MYM-type protein 1-like
Exons: 3
Coding region: 1-1182 (393 amino acids)
Molecular function (GO): protein dimerization activity
Source: RefSeq, a predicted model, not a curated record